Messenger RNA from Plasmodium relictum, 315 nucleotides. NCBI's taxonomy places the organism in Eukaryota, Apicomplexa, Aconoidasida, Haemosporida, Plasmodiidae. The record is from the annotation of a RefSeq genome assembly.
AUGAAAAUAAAUAUAAUAAAAUAUUAUUAUAAAAAUAAUAGUAAAAAAUUAUUUAAAAAUAAAAAUAUUAAUAAUAUAAUUUUAAAUAAUAUUUUUUUAAUUAAAUUAAAUUUUUAUGAAUAUAUAAAUAAAAAAUUACAAAUUUAUAAUUUUAAAGGUAUAUUAUUAAAAAAUAAAAAAAAUAAUAAUAUAUUAAUAUUAAAAUAUAAUAAUAAUGAUAUAUUAUUUUUAUAUUUUUAUUUAAAUAUAUAUAAUUUAAUUAAUAUUUAUAAAUUAGGUAUAUUUAAUAUAACUAGAAUAAAAUAUUUAUUGUAA